CGAGCGGGGCCGGGGGCCAGGCCAGCACAGGCGGCGGCGGCGGCGCUGCUGCGGGGAGGCGGGCGCCCUCGGGCCAUGGCUUUCGCCAACUUCCGCCGCAUCCUGCGCCUGUCCACCUUCGAGAAGCGCAAGUCGCGCGAAUACGAGCACGUCCGCCGCGACGUGGACCCCAACGAUGUGUGGGACAUCGUGGGCGAGCUGGGCGACGGCGCCUUCGGCAAGGUCUACAAGGCCAGGAACAAGGAGACGGGGGCGCUGGCGGCCGCCAAGGUCAUCGAGACCAAGAGUGAGGAGGAGCUGGAGGACUACAUGGUGGAGAUCGACAUCCUGGCCACCUGCCAGCACCCCUACAUCGUCCAGCUGCUGGGCGCCUACUACUACGACUGGAAGCUGUGGAUCAUGAUUGAGUUCUGCCCCGGGGGAGCUGUGGACGCCAUCAUGCUGGAGCUGGACCGAGGCCUGACGGAGCCACAGAUCCAGGUGGUGUGUCGCCAGAUGUUGGAGGCCCUGCACUUCCUGCACAGCAAACGUGUCAUACAUCGCGACCUCAAGGCCGGCAACGUGCUCAUGACCCUGGAGGGCGACAUCCGGCUGGCUGACUUCGGAGUGUCAGCCAAGAAUCUGAAAACCCUGCAGAAGCGAGAUUCCUUCAUUGGGACACCUUACUGGAUGGCCCCCGAGGUGGUGAUGUGCGAGACCAUGAAGGACACGCCCUACGACUACAAGGCGGACAUCUGGUCGCUGGGCGUGACGCUCAUCGAGCUGGCCCAGGUGGAGCCCCCCAACCACGAGCUGAACCCCAUGCGGGUGCUGCUGCGCAUCGCCAAGGCCGAGCCCCCCACGCUGGCCGCGCCCGCCAAGUGGUCCAUGGAGUUCCGUGACUUCCUGAAGAAAGCGCUGGACAAGAACCCCGAGUCACGGCCCAGCGCUGCACAGCUGCUGGAGCAUCCCUUUGUGAGCUGUGUCACCAGCAACAAGGCUUUGCGGGAGCUGGUGGCCGAGGCCAAGGCCGAGGUGAUGGAGGAGAUCGAGGACGGCCGGGAGGAGGCGGAGGAGGACGACACCCUGGACGGAGCCCCGCCUCUGGGGACUUGCAGCUCUGUGGAGCUGAGCCUUAAAGACACGCCGCCUGCCCCCGAGCCCGGUGCACCUCAGGACAGCGGAGGAGCGCCCAGCCUGACCCCCAAGGACGCUGCCCCGCAGCCUCCCAGCCCCACACCGGCCCCCGGCAGAGAGAACGGCCUGGCGGUGCCCGGCUUCCCCCGCAGGCCCCGGCCGGUGUCCAUGGGAGCCAGUGUCCAGGUCCCGGAGGAGAAGCCGGCGGCUGGCCAGACCUCGGAACACAGCCCAGCCCCUGGCAGGGCCCUGAAGGCCGGUCAGAGCCGCCCCAACAGCAGCGCCCUGGAGACCCUGGGCAGUGAGAAGCUGGCCAACGGCGGCCUGGAGCUCCCCGCCCACCCCCUUCCGGAACCUUCCAAGAGCAACUCGGACUGCAGCAGCCUCUCCACGUCCGAGACCAUGGACUAUGGCACCUCGCUGUCCGCCGACCUGUCCCUGAACAAGGAGACCGGCUCCCUGUCCCUCAAGGACUCUCGGCUGCACAAGAAGACCCUCAAGAGGACACGCAAGUUCGUGGUGGACGGCGUGGAGGUGAGCAUCACCACCUCCAAGAUCAUCAGCGAGGACGAGAAGAAGGACGAGGAGAUGAGAUUCCUCAGGCGCCAGGAGCUGCGGGAGCUGCGGCUGCUGCAGAAGGAGGAGCACCGCAACCAGAUGCAGCUGGGCAGCAAGCAUGAGCUGCAGCUGGAGCAGAUGCACAGACGCUUCGAGCAGGAGAUCAAUGCCAAGAAGAAGCUCUUCGACACGGAGCUGGAGAACCUGGAGCGGCAGCAGAAGCAGCAGGUGGAGAAGAUGGAGCAGGACCACGCGGUGCGGCGCCGCGAGGAGGCCAAGCGCAUCCGCCUGGAGCAGGAGCGCGAGUACACGCGCUUCCAGGAGCAGCUCAGGCAGAUGAAGAAGGAGGCGAAGAGCGAGGUGGAGAAGCUGCCCCGGCAGCAGAGGAAGGAGAACCUGAAGCAGAAAAUGGAGGAGCACACGCAGAAGAAGCAGCUUCUCGACCGGGACUUCCUGGCCAAGCAGAAGAAGGACCUGGAGGAGACCAUGAAGAGGAUCACGGCCGACAACAGGCGCGAGAUCUGCGACAAGGAACGCGAGUGCCUCGCCUGGAAGCAGGAACUCCUGCGAGACCGGGAGGCGGCACUGUGGGAGAUGGAGGAACGCCACCUGCAGGAGAGGCACCAGCUGGUGAAGCAGCAGCUCAAGGAUCAGUACUUCCUGCAGCGCCACGAGCUGGUGCGCAAGCACGAGAAGGAGCGUGAGCAGAUGCAGCGCUACAACCAGCGCAUGCUGGAGCGGCUGCGGGCGCGGCAGCAGCAGGAGAAGGCGCGGCUGCCCAAGAUCCAGCGCAGCGAGGGCAAGACGCGAAUGGCCAUGUACAAGAAGAGCCUGCACAUCACCGGCGCCAACGCCGCCGAGCAGCGCGACAAGGUCAAGCAGUUCUCCCAGCAGGAGGAGAAGAGGCAGAAGUCGGAGCGGCUGCAGCAGCAGCAGAAGCACGAGAACCAGACGCGGGACGUGGCGGCCCAGUGUGAGAGCAACAUGGCCGAGCUGCAGCAGCUGCAGAACGAGAAGUGUCACCUCCUGGUUGAGCACGAGACCCAGAAGCUGAAGGCCCUGGAUGAGAGCCAUAACCAGAGCUUGAAGGAAUGGCGGGACCAGCUGCGGCCACGCAAGAAGGCCCUGGAGGAGGAUCUGAACCAGAAGAAACGAGAGCAGGAGCUCUUCUUCAAGAUGAACGAGGACCCCGAGUGUGCGAACCCCACCACCCCCAACAAGGCGGCCAAGUUCUUCCCCUACAGCUCCGCAGACGCGUCCUAACAGUGAGCCGUGGCUGUGGCGGGCCGCCCCACCCCCCGGAACCCCCUUUCUCUGUGAACAAGUAACUCAGGACCCCUCCCUCCCCAUCUGCUUCCAUGCCCGGUGCCACCCCAGCUGUGCCUGGCACCCUUGCCCGCCCGCUGUCCCACUUGUGGGGGUGAAGCAUUGAGCCGCCUGACCCUGACGUGGGCUCCGAGCCUCAGCCUGUACCCUCCCGGUGGCGUGGGCUGUUGGUGGGAUCUGGCGCCAGGAGGAAUGGGUGCCCUGGGCCUCGAGGUCCUUCCUGUGUGCCAAAGCCUCGGCCGUGUGUCUCAGGCACAAACUGCCACUGCCGACAUCACCGUGGGCUCCCCGCCUCUCUGCCGUGCCAGCCUGGGUGUAUGCCAGCCUGGGCUGUGCGGGUGCCACUCCCCUCGAGGCAAGGCCGUGUCUGCAAGGAGGAACCAAGGGAGCCAGCAGGGCCCUUUCCCCACACAUGCAGAGUUGGUCCCCUGGCAGCACCUGCCCUGCCCUACCCUGAAGGCCUGUGCCACCCAGCAUUCUUGGUGGAGCUGGUAGGAUGAGGUUGCCGGUGCAGAAGUGGCCCUCCGCAUGGCUGUGUUCAGGGGUCGACUCCUCACUCCGCCCCAGCUGCAGGGAUGCCCGGAGGAGGGCCUCUCUCUGCCCCUGCACCGAGGCGGCCUCUACAGACUGCAGCUGGCACUCCCCGGGACGUCUGUCUGGGGACACGUGGCUUCUCCCGGCUUCUGGGUCUCUUUUGGGUCCUGAGCCCUCCCGCACACCAGCUGGCCUCCCGCAGCAAACAGUACAGCUGACUCCAGCUUUUCCACCUCCAUCUCUCAUUUGAAACGAGGCAGGAAGGAACAGCUUCUUCAGAAGAGAAGGUGAGCCUGAGGGCUCAGGGCAGGCUGAUGACGGCGGGCACCACACCCCAGGCCCUGAAGGUUGAGACUCUCCGCUUUGCGUCUGCGUUCUGCGUCUGCGCUCUGCGUCUGCGUUCAGCCGGAUGGGACAAUCUCCGGGCCUCCCACAGACACGUGUGGGAGGGAAGCGGCGGUCCCCAUGGUCCCCUGGUAGCAGGUGCUGGGACAGCGGACAGCCUGGACCAGCUGCAGAGGGACGUGGGCCAGGUGUGGACUGUGUCUCUGGAGCAGGUGGGGGUCUCGUACCCCACCCGUGUGGCCUCUCUGGAGCAGGUGGGGGUCUCGUACCCCGACCCUGUGUGACCUGUCUGGAGUAGAUGGGGGUCUCGUACUCUGACCCUGUGUGGCAUGCCCACCACAGGAGCGGUUGCUUCCCCGCCCAGCGCUCCGCGAGAGACCGGCUCUCAUUUUCGGUCCAUUUUUAGCAGAGUUAAUAGGAACUAACUUAUAUUUUCCCUUAUGAAGGAUAGAAAGUAUUUUUAUGCAGUUUCUGAACCUGGUGUAAAACUUGUGCGUUGUUCUGUGUGGAGCCGUCUACAAGGAUGUAAAUGCGCUUCUAAUAAAUGACAAGGUGACUUUG
Molecule: messenger RNA, 4440 nt
Organism: Erinaceus europaeus (western European hedgehog)
Lineage: Eukaryota; Metazoa; Chordata; Mammalia; Eulipotyphla; Erinaceidae
Gene: STK10
Product: serine/threonine kinase 10
Exons: 19
Coding region: 76-2937 (953 amino acids)
Biological process (GO): protein phosphorylation
Molecular function (GO): protein serine/threonine kinase activity; ATP binding
Source: RefSeq, a predicted model, not a curated record